Messenger RNA from Pelobates cultripes (western spadefoot toad), 25083 nucleotides. The record is from the annotation of a GenBank genome assembly. Lineage: Eukaryota; Metazoa; Chordata; Amphibia; Anura; Pelobatidae.
AUUAGAAGGGGUGUUACUCUGAACUAGGGGGUAUUAGAAGGGGUGUUACUCUGAACUAGGGGGUAUUAGAAGGGGUGUUACUCUGAACUAGGGGGUAUUAGAAGGGGUGUUACUCUGAACUAGGGGGUAUUAGAAGGGGUGUUACUCUGAACUAGGGGGUAUUAGAAGGGGUGUUACUCUGAACUAGGGGGUAUUAGAAGGGGUGUUACUCUGAGUAAGGGGGUAUUAGAAGGGGUGUUACUCUGAGUAAGGGGGUAUUAGAAGGGGUGUUACUCUGAGUAAGGGGGUAUUAGAAGGGGUGUUACUCUGAACUAGGGGGUAUUAGAAGGGGUGUUACUCUGAACUAGGGGGUAUUAGAGGGUAUAAGCAGACAGUGGUGUCUUUCCAGGCCGUGUCCGGGGUAUGCCAGGGCCGUGAUCCCGCAGAGGUGCUGUUUCUCCGGGCAGUUGGUAGCUCUGUCCCCGGUAUCGAGCAGUGCUGUGUGCCCGGGAUGGCCGGCCGGAGCCGCCGCUCAUGGCUCAGUGUGUUGCUGGGGCUGGUGCUCGGCUUCCUCCUGGCCUCCAGGCUCAUCCUGCCACGGGCCGCCGAGAUGCAGAGAGCCAGCCGGCGGAUCGGUGGUGCUGGGUCCGGCCAGGCGGGGAGCUGUGGCCUGCAGGCCGGCCUAAGGACUGAGUACACGGGGGUGCUAGGCUGGCAGCAGCAGCUACAGUCCGACCAGGGAGCACUGGACUCCACCAAUGAGGAAGAUGUCCCCCGGGCAAGGAACUUUCUGUUUGUAGGAGUAAUGACUGCACAGAAAUACCUGCAGACCAGAGCUGUGGCAGCUUAUAGGUGAGUACUGAGUACCAUACACCGUGGCAUAGUCAGCCUGCUUCUAUAACUGCCUGAGUAAUGUUAGAAGGGUAGUCCACAGCAACCAGAAGCUAAAUUCUAUUCUGGAAUCAUUGAGACAUGUGCAAGGAUCACAUUACCACCAUUAGUAUUGGUUUUAUAGUUUGCUUUAGUAACAGUGGUAAGGUUUGCACCAGGGCUUUUUAAUGACCGUCGGAUAAUUAAUACUGCCAAGUUGUCCCACAGGCUGAAUGUCUAUUCUACAACCACUAGGUAUGUCCUAAAGUUAGAUCAAUUAUGUUGCGUGUCUGAUAGAUUUAAUGCAUUGGUUCAUGUAAAGGCAUUUUGGCGUGUUGCAGAUUAAAGGAACAGUAAAGUCACCAGAACCACUACAGCUUUAAUGUAUUUAUUCUAGUGUCUUAAGCCUGUCUCUACAGGUUUUUUGUUUUUUUUGGGGGUAAUGUAAAUACUACUUUUUCAGAGAAAACUGCUGCCUAGUAACACCUAGUUACUCAAAUGGCCACUGGAGCUGCUUCCUGUGUCAGUGCUGCACGCACUGAUGUUUAGCAUCUCCAUGCUCUGCAUAAGGACACUGAAAGUGAAAUACAUUGAUUCAUUGCAUCUCUUUGAGAAACUGCUGACUAGCACAGUCUGGCAUUUUGGCACACGUGCACAAUAGCCUCCCAGUGCUUUAAGAGAAUGUGUUGGAUUGGCUGAAAUCAUAAAGUUUGAUCUCAGCCAUGGUGGUGAGACCUGUGAGGGUCGAAAAAAGGUGAGUUUAAACUCCUUUCCCAUGCAAUGCAUGGGGGACCGGGAAACCUAAUAGCUGGUUUAUAGUGUCAGGAAUACAUGUUUGUGUUCAUGAUACUAUGGUGUUCCUUUAGUUAAAAUCACAUUGUAUUACUUUACUGUUUGGUGUAAAUCAAAUUGAAUUAUACAAACACUUAGUUAUCCAAGGGUUAUGUAGUAAAAGUGUUGCAUUAACUUUUCUGGGGGGGGAGGGGGGCGGUUAUGCUUUUUGUAUUUCUUACUGUUUUUCUUCCUUCAUUUUAUUUUCCUGUUCCAUUUAAAAAAAAAAAAAAAAAAAUAUCCACAAACUUAUCACUUCCUAUGUAUAAAAAGAGCGGCAAAGAUCACCUUUUCAUUAUGCCAAGUGUUCCGCUAUUUUUAGUGUGUGUGUCUGUCUGUCUUGUCAUGCCAGAAAUAAUUUAUGCUUCUUAGAUUGCGCAUAAAAUUCUAUCUAUACAGAUUUGCAAAUUCGCUAGCAAAUAUAUAGAUUAGGAGGAAAAAAAAACUAUUUAAAUUAUUUUUUUCUCUCUCCCAACUGUUAGUCUAUGCCUCGGCAUGCCACAGGAGGUCCUUCUGUUCUCCUAAGAAUAGUAACCACAGGAAAUACGCUGUGGCUGCUAUUGAAACACCCCAAGCUGAAGCUCCUAGCCCUGGCUAGGGAGUAUAUGAACAGAGUAACGCGAUACCACUCCGUUCCGACGCCAGCAUGCAAACGUCACUUAGGUUUGCACUGCUUGGGCAUGGUUAUUGGAGUAAACCUUUAAAAGAACACUGUAGUGUUGGGUAUACAAAUCCGUAUUCCUAACACUAUAGUGACCCUGUCUCUAGUUGUAUUGGUAUUGUUUCCACCCCCACCCCCCUGUUUGGCAUGAAAAUUAAUUAGAUUACUUUCCAUUUUCCAGUGUUGAGGCCCCCUUGCAGAAUUAAAAGGAUAGGUCCACCUCACCCAGAUAACUUUUAUUGAGAUGAAGUGAUCUGGGUGACAAUAGUGUCCUGUUAGAGGAUCCCUUCAGCCACUUACCUUUAUCCAGCGCUGGGCUCCAUUGGCGCUGGUGACCUCUCCUCCCCUGCUAACCUCAGCUCCCGAGUGGCGCGCGCUUGCAUGGCAUUUCUCAAUGCUUUCCUAUGGACGUUCUGCAAGCUGGAUGCGGAUUUCUAUAGUGUCUCUUUAAGUCAAAGUUUAAAAGCUGGGAUUUUUGUCUCAUUAAUCCUACACUCACGGUGUCCUCACUGUGAUUUAUGUACAUCAUGAACCUUGAUUUUGGUUUCCAUAUUCUAAAAUCAAUGAGGCGGUGUGUGUCCAAGGUUACAAUAUUGCAUUACUAGUGCCAACAGUGUGGGUAGUUGGUGGGUUCUAACAUGUAUUCAAAAAAUGCAGCUCUGAUAACUCAGAGCAUUUCCGUUAUGGCACUUGGUGUUUUUGAUCCUAAUACAAUUGUGAUCUACCACUCUCAGGUCUUCUGUAAUGCUUGUUCAUUUUAGCUGAUCAUGUAACCUUUGAAUAUGUUAGAAGAAAUUUGAACAAAGUCUAUUGGUUAGUUACUCAUACAUUUAUAUGGAUUGCUUGAUUUCAGCAGUAAAGAAUUUAGGACCAUUAAUUCCUUCUAUAGCGACUGUGAAUGUCAAUUAUUAUAGAAACCUGGUCAGCAUAGUGUAUUAAACAGCUAAAUUGUAAUGGCAUUGACACACAUUUUUAUGUUGACUGUUUCUUACCAAAUGCUUAAUAGCUAAUGUAUAAGUGAUGUCAUAGAUGUUGAAAAUUGAAUUUAGCAUUGCUUUCUUAGUCUUUUAUUGUUUAAUCACUAUGCCGAUCCCACACAGAAAUUAGUUUAUGUAAAUUGUAAAAUGUUACACUUUCUGUCUUGUGUAUACCUUGCUUUAGAUUUGUUGUCGCACAAUGAAUUCUCAUUGACUUCACAUCUGUGGUCGCUUGCUUGCUUUAAAUGGUUUUAGGAAUAGAGCAUGUUUAGAUGGUUGUUGCCAUGUAUUGAUCUGGAGAAUACAGCAGUUUUUCACAGGUCCUUUCUGAUGUAUCGAUUGCUGAAUGUAACUUAGUUUUUCCAUUGCUGAUAUUUGUUUCAGGGCCAUAUCUCAAAUUAAUCUUUUAAUGGCCUGUUCAUACAGUGUAGAUAUUGUAAAGGGAUUUAAAUGCACAUCCAAUUAUUUUUUUUUUAAUAGCAGCCCGCAUUGAUUCUGACGCUGAGCAAAUAAAACAUAGUUUAUAAUUUUUUAUUUUUUUUUCUAAAUUGAAUAUUCUGUAGGGUUUAUGACCUAAUUCAUAAUGAAUCUCUGUCCUUUUAAAGAACAAACGUUACACAUUUAUACAUAGGCAGAGUAUGAUUAAGAAGCACCUGUAGGCACAAAAUGCAUUAGGUGGUUAAUCCCGUCUUGUAAAUCCUGUUCUGGAAUAGAGUACUUUAACUUGCCUUCUGGGGGUGGCAAAGAUUCUUUGAACUGGUAAUUAUCUUACUCUUCCUCAACUAUUAGGAUGCUAUGUUUAUUUUUAACCCAUCAUGGAUCAAUGUGUUGUCAGGACCAGUACUGAAUAAGGGGUAGGACAUUCCAUGUAUUUUUACAUGUUUGCCAUGUAGAGCGUAUUGACCAGUUAUGAGCAUUGGGAAAGCAGUUGUAUUUGUGAGGCUUGCUUUUUUUUUUUUUUUUCUCUCAUAGACUGGGGUAGACAUGAAACCUGUUUAAAAAAAAAAAAAAAAUUAUGAUCCUUUAUGGGGUGGUUUUAUAAACCCAGUAUUAGUGUAUUUUAUGUUGUACCUGGCAAAGCUGCUGUCUGGCAUGUGGUGCUGGAUGCAUUACUUAAGUAUUAGAUCGUUUUGGCUCUGUUUAGUGAAUUAUUUCGGCUCAACUGCUCUGUAAAUGAUACCCAUGUUUGCCCAGGUAAAUUUAUUUGAGAUGGUGACAACAAAUGUGUUGUCUGAAAUGCAAUAGAUUAUUUUGUUGGAUGAGAGUCAGAUAAAAUUUUCAGCCUGAGGCAUUGUUACUUUUGCUAGUAGCAAAAUGAAAUGAAACCGUGUGUUGCCAACUGUACACAAGCAGGAAAUAGGACAUAGACUGAUUUGUCAGUGUGCUUAGAAGCCUUGCUUACAGGGACACUAUAUAACUUUGGGAAUGCAUUACAGUUUGUAGUUCACAGUAUUAAUGUCUACCUCCCCCUCCCUCUUCUUUGAGAGUAAAUUAUCUGGUUACCUAUAGUCUCUCUUUUUAAUGUAAAGCUACAGUAGUGUUCGACUGUAGAUUUGUCUGUUUUUAGAAAUGACUUGCUGUUUUAGUAGAGAAUACGUUUUGUUUAAAACAUCCAUUUAAUAAAUUGAUCUUGGUUUGUGAGUGGGGUUUUGACAACCAACUGUCCCCCCUCUUCCUCCCACCUUCUCUAUCAUGUUUAUUUUGAAACUAAGCCCUGAAACACUGUCCCUGCUAUUGGCAGUGUAAAGAAAAUGCAUGGCUUGCUUCUGUCUUGUCUGAACAUGGAAGGUGUGUGUGUGUGUGUGUGUGUGUGUGUGUGUGUGUGUGUGUAUAUGCACAGUGUGGCAAGUUUUAUUCUUCAGCGACUGGAAAUCUGCGCUCUCGUCAGUAGGUUUCCUUGUACUUGAAAAGUGAUAUACCUGUAUCCUGUAAAACUUGCCCAACCCCCUCUAAAUUCUACCUCUCACAAGUAGCAUUCAUUUGGAAAAUGAAAACCCAGUUCAAUGACUUUACUUAUUAGAAAGAAUAAUUAUUUCAUAGCGUCUCUCUUCUCUAUUUGGUUAUCAUUCUGCUUAUACAUUCUGUACUGUUUGAGUGUGUCUGUAUACUGCAUUUGUUUUGGUUGACACUUUGACAGGUGCUACGACUUCAAAUUGUAAGGGGGCUCUAAGCAUAUUGCAUGAAAUUGUGUUGCCCCCUCCCUCCUCUAUCAGAAAACAGGACCACAUAACUCCUGAACUAGUUCUGUGUCUUGGAGCUGGGUUGGCUGUAAUGUCAGAGAGCCUUGAGCAAAGAUUUCACAAACAGGAAUGUGCAAGGUUAAAAAUGUAGUGUAAAACCUAAUGACACAGGGAGAAAAUGCCUGGAUUCAGCCUCUGACAUGGCAAGCCUAAAGCUACAGCCCUUUAUUUCAUCCCUCCCUCUUAAAGUUUCAGUAGUAAGUAACCGGAAACUUUGGUAAUCUUCAAAGAACUUUAAUAUUUGUGAUAAUUGACCAGUUAACUAGGAAAUUAUACUGAAGGGUAGUAUGUACUAAUUGUGUAUCAUUCGCUUAAAUCUUUGUAAGCUUUAAUAGAACACCAGACAUGUUUUACAGAUUUUUUUUUUUGAUUUUUUUUAAAUUAAAUUAAAUGUUUGCAAACCUGGCCAAAUACUUACAAACUCUGCAUAUAUCUAGAGGAUGUUGGCAAGCAAUGCCUACUUUUAUUAAGAAUUGUACAUAAUUAUUAAAUAAUUCACACACAGGGUUUUUCACUUCAAAUAUUUCUAGUGAAUUGAAAGCCAAAUUGCAAAAUGUAAGGCGAAAAAACUGAUUUAGAAAAUAUAUCCAAAUCAGCUACAGUCAUAAGUUGGUCUGUUUUUAGUUAAAGGGACACUAUACACCCCUAAAACAUUGUAGCUUGCUGAAAUGCUUUGUAUGGAGGGUGUCUGUCUUUCUAUUUAUUUUUCUUUUCUUUUUUUAAAUUUAUUUUCUUACAAAAAGUACAGGUUUCAAUAUAAAUUCGCACUUUUAUAAAUUAACCUUGUUACUCACAGACUGUCAACCAGACAACGAGUUCUGUUACUUCCUUGGUGUUUAGUAAAACACAAGAGGCAGCAAUUUCACAGAGCAAGAUGUCUUUAAAUAUAUCCCCCAAUGAAAACAAUGCAUAAUUAAAUGCAUGCAUGGUUUCGUUGUGGGUGUGGAGUGUUCCUUUAAGCUAGUUUGACCUAAAUUUGCAAUUACCUGGUCAGAUACCCACAAUUCAAAUUUUAUCAAAUACCUAAUGCAAGUAAAGGCUUCAACAAUAUUGAAAAAAUAAAACACACACACACACACACACACACACACACACACACACACACACACACACACACACACACACACACACACACACACACACACACACACACACAGUGUGUGUGUGUGAAGAAAUGCCUCGGAGUAAUAGAGAGGAUAGAAGGCAUAAAGCCGUUCCUUUAAAAAAACCAAAAAAAAAACCUCAGAGGUAUACCCACAGAAGUAAUAUUAACUCAUAAGGUCUAAGAUAAGUGAUAUAGAUAGGAAAAAAGUAAAAAACGAUCUUUAUUAAGUUAAAUAUGUUCGAGUCUAUGGACUCAUUAGCACAAAAUCAAAAAAAUGUAUAAAUAAAAAGAAAAAAGUGUGUAAGUGAUUUUAAAAAAAGGGGCAGACUCAUGUAGCUUAUAUGAAAUAUACAUGAAUUAAUUUUAAUAUUAAAGUAAAUGUAUAAGCUAAAUAAUGUAAGUGAAACACUGUUCAUGUAGCAGGAAUCAUAGGCAAACCAUAGGAUUAUAACUAUAAAGAAGAAAAGAAUCUUAGUGUCUUAUAUACAGGUAAGUAUACAAUUUGCUCGGGAGCCGCUAGAGACUGUGGGAUAUGGAUUAGAUCUCAAGUAAAGUGCAGCUUAUUAGGCAGAGGGAAAAUAGUAUAAUUCCCUCAAGGUAUGCAAUACCCUUUAUAUAACACUGUUAUCUCGAAGAAGAAACAGAGAUUGCUAUUGCCACCAGUAAAUGUGGGACCCAGAUAAAAAUCUAUAUCUGGGAUAAAUACAAACUUAGGAUGUAAUAAACCCUCACAUCAAAAGUAUAUAGAGUGCCUCUAGUAUGACAUAGGUAUCCCAAAGUGGAAUCAGAUUAUAUAAAAAAAUAGAUGAUAAAAUAAAAAAUCUUUAAGGAUUCUACAGAAAGAUAAAUUGUUAAGAAGCAAUCGAAUUAUCUUCCAUAAUCUCUAUUUGAAUCAAGAGUGUCUAAAUAUACCAAUAUGAUAGUGGGAAAAAAGCGGUAUAUCUAAAGCCUAAUAUCCGAAGCCCCAGGUAAAGCUGUUCAAAAUAGUAAAGUACAACCUAUGCUACCUAUCUAAAGAGAUUCACAGAUUCUAACUAAAAAGCCACAUGAACGGUUGCAUAAAGAGAGCUGCCCCAUUUGAAAAGAAGCGUCAGAACAUGACGCGCGUUUCGGCGCUCUCAGGCGCCUUUUUCGAGAGUGAACACUGCAAGGUAACCAGCCCACAUUUUAACCCCUUAAGGACCAAACUUCUGGAAUAAAAGGGAAUCAUGAUAUGUCACACAUGUCAUGUGUCAUUAAGGGGUUAAAGGGAGGGAGGACACCCCUCCGGUAAAUACAUCAUGGAAAGAUGACGUCAUCUGGGCUAAAGAGAAGUACUGCUAAGAUUUCUCUUUUAGGCUUCUUAUAGCUACCUAAGGAAACUUCUGCUGAUGGCUUUAAAUAGUGCUCCCUGGUGCCCCCAAUUUCUUGGCAUCAUCAUUGCGUAACUACAAAUCUGUCUAGCUUGUGCCAAACUUAUUUUCUGUCUGUAUUUUCUUACCUUAAGAUUAUUAAACAUUUAGUUGUUGCCUUAGCCUACAUAAUGUAUGGGUCAGUUGUUUCCUCUUGCAUUUCUACAAAGCUACAAUACUUCAGCACUCUCAUAUCGUGAGAAUUGUUUAUUGUAUGGAAGGCUAGUUCAUUGCUAUCAAAUUGUGGUUGUUCUAUAUAUUCUGUAUAAUUGUUACAUGGUAAUUUUUUUUGUUUAAUUUUAUAGAGCUUAUUUGUGUAAUGAUCAAAAGACUUAUUAUUUAUCAAAUCAAUUUUUAAUUGUAUUUUUUUUUUUCUUUAGAACCUGGUCAACUUCCAUUCCUGGGAAAGUUGAAUUCUUCUCCAGUGAGGGCUCAGACACCUCCAUACCAAUUCCAGUUGUACCACUUCAGGGAGUGGAUGACUCCUAUCCACCACAAAAGAAAUCUUUCAUGAUGCUCAAGUAUAUGCACGAUCAUUACUUGGACCAGUAUGAGUGGUUCAUGAGAGCAGAUGAUGAUGUUUACAUCAAAGGGGAUCGGCUGGAGAGCUUUCUACGAAGCCUGAACAGCAGUGAACCACUGUUCCUCGGGCAGACGGGCCUUGGCUCAACAGAUGAGAUGGGAAAACUGGCAUUGGAACCAGGGGAGAAUUUCUGCAUGGGUGGUCCAGGUGUAAUAAUGAGCAGAGAAGUCCUGCGGAGAAUGGUCCCCCACAUUGGAGAGUGCCUGAGGGAGAUGUUCACUACCCAUGAAGAUGUAGAAAUUGGAAGAUGUGUGAGGCGGUUUGCAGGAGUUCAGUGUGUCUGGUCUUAUGAGGUAAGGCUCGGUUCCAUGUUGGUAUUCCGCUAAUGCUGAUGAAAAUGUUAUGCCUUUCAUCACCCCUUGCCCUUUUCCCCAUCUGUAAUAUAGAUUAAAUUAUACUAUAAUAAUGAAGAAAAGUUGUGGUUUGCACUUGAUGUAGCAAGGUACUUAUCUAAAUGAAUCAUUUUUAAAGCAAGAGAUAUGGAUUGUGGUCUAAAAUAAACCCCUUAACAGAAUGUUUAAACCAAAAACUUGACAAUGUUGCUUUUUAUUAGGGUCACCUUGGAAACCAGGGAUGCUAUUAUCAAAGAAGGCUGAUGGUGGUUUUUAUUUUUUACCCUUGGCACUUUUCAUAUACCUCCACAGGAUUAUAACAUAUCUACACCAGAAUACUUGCCUUAUUCUGCUUAAAAGUUUUCAUAGAUGUGUACAUUAUUGCAGAUUACUGAUGUGUAUCAGCAGCCAAAAUACAGGAAGUUACAUUUUCAAAUAGAUAUGAUAUGGUGAAGUUAUUCAGAUAACAUUGCUUACAAAAGUUAUGUAUAAAUUAGAAAAUGAAUUCAAAUCCUUGUGUGAAUGAAUAACGGUAGAACAUUAGCCAUGUACUUUCUACUAUAAACUAGAUAUGCUAGUUAUGUUCACUCUACCUGAUCAAUACAGCAACUUAAAUGUGUCUUUAAAGGGCACUCUAGUCUAGACCAAGGGUAGGCAACUUUUGUCACUCCAGAUGUUGUAGACCGCCUCUUCCCUGAUGCUUUGCCAAUAUUAUGGCUGUAAGAGUAUUCUGGGAGAUGUAGUCCACUACUACUGGAGUACCAAGGCUGCCUACCCUUGCUCUAGACACCUCAUUAAAGUGGACUCCUGGCACCACAACUACUUUGAGAUAAAGAGGUUAUGGUGCCAAUUGUCAUUUAAUACUAUGACCAGCCUCAUCUGUGGAAAAACGUAUUAUUUAUUACAAAUUCCAAAAGUCCCAUGAUUUAUUGAGCACCACCUAUAACGAUGCAGAGCCUGAUAUUAUUGCGGAAAUACAUUCUUAUUCAGAUCAUCUAUGGAGCAUGUGUGCACACACUAAUUGUACAUGCUGCAGGGGUAAAUGUUUUAUACUUUCUUCUGGCGCACAUUACAAGCCAGCACGCAGGCACUGAUGAAUGUACCUUCUUUGAGGGAACUGUUCAUCCAAAUUCUCUUCUGAGUAAUUAGCACGUAAAACUGUUUUGUUUUGGCUGUGGGCACAUUUGUUUAGCAUGACAAAUCUACUAAAACACUACUUCCUGAUAGAUAUGCAACAGCUGGAUACAUUGUUUCAUGGUGGUCUUAUUUCAAAGAGAUGAGUAGGACCUGAAGAAUGAUUGCAAUGGAAAAGAGCUAGUGCUCCUUGUAUACUCUGUUUAUGAAGCAUAUUGUAGGCUGUUUUAUGUGACGUAGACUCCGCAAGCUUGUAAUCUAGUGGAUGAGGGGAAUCCACGAAGGAAAUGUUGACUUAAGCAAGUGUUUACAUGUGGUGUAAGAGGAAGUAUUUUCAGAGUAGUGCUGUGCUGUUAUGUUAAGACGUCAAAAUCAGUUUUCGCACAAGUAGCCAUCAGCCUUGUGUCAAGAACCUCACCCUAUGUGGUUUGUCAUGUUGAACUAUUUAAAUAUACUUUAGGAAUUAAUUUUUCCUCUUGUUUUGGAUCAGGUGUGUUCAUUAUAGAAUGUCAUACUUAAAACAUUUGGGUAACAAGGUUUGCCCUUGGUAAGUAUGUAUAUCUAUGCAUUGUGCUUGCAAAUGCUCCAGUAAAUGUAUAAAUUAAGGAAAGCUUACCUAAAAUUGGCACAUGUUUCCGAGAUGGCUGGAGAAAUUUGAUUGGUGCAGAUGUGACUGUUCCUAAAUAAAGCACUGUACAAAUGACUAGAUUAGCACUGUAAGUAAUUGCACUCUGACCAACUUUUUAAACCCUUGAUUACAGUUUGUCUUGUGUAAUAUAUAGAUAAACUAUUUAGGCCGUUCAAAUGGAAACCUUGCGUAUUUUGCCUGGUAGUCACUUAUACCUAUGCGUGGACUGCAAUGACUAAUCUGUAUUGCCUUAAUGGAAACAUCUUAAUGUGUGACUAAACUGGAUCUGUCACACUGCAGAUUGUUUGUUUGUUUGUUUGUUUGUUUGUUAAAUUGACCUAAAAGUAUGUGACUACUCAUUCAUUUAGUGGCAACAAGUUCCACUGCAUUUAAAAAACAAAUAAUUCAAUGGUAAAUCUACCAUGCUUUUAUGAGUCUCUCAAAUUGUAGAUUGGUGGAUAUUGUUAUCCUUGCCUGGUGGUUUAUUUUUUUUAUUUUUAUUUUUUUGUCGGUGUCUUCCUCAGAAUAGAUCAUAGUUUCAAACCUAGGAAAUCACAUUUGCAGUAAUGUUUUGGGGCAAAGCAUGCCCUUAUAUAGAAUUAUGCACUAUUAGUUUUAUGCCAACCACUGUAUUUUGUUCUGUCCUGAACACAGUGGGCAGUGUUUAACAAAACAAAGCAAAGUGGUGGUCAUUUAUGACUGUUUUUAUAUAGGAGAAAAAAUACCCGCCCUUUCCCCAGUGUCUGUGUUCUUUUAUGUCCACGUGUAUAUUAUGGUGCCAAAUCUUGUACUGAAUGAUGUGUGACAUUGUAAUGGGGAAAAAAAUAUAUAUUUUUUUUCAAUGUGACUUCUUGAUUCACUACUGGUAGGAGCUGUGUUCCUGGACAGUAGCUGCUAUUUACAUCUGACACUAUUAUUUCCUUGUGCUGCCCUGAUAUCUCAUGGUUUACUCCUAGCACCAUUACCACUUCAGUGAUUUGAAGCCUGCAGUCUGUGUAGCGUUUCGUUGUGAUGUGCUGAACAUACUAAGUUUAACCCCCUUGCUACUGGAGGUGUAACUACCCCCGCUGGCGGCAGCUUGAAGUAACCGUUCUAAUUCUAAAAUUGUGUGUGUGUGUUUUUAUUUUUUUUUGUGGAUUACUAAAUUUUCCUCUGUAGUUGAACCUGAGAAGCUCAACAUGAAUAUUGACUUCUGGACCAAAUUACAGGAGGCUGACGUUGGGGGCUCACCUAUCUCCACUUAAAGUCAGAUAUCUAGUGACAGAAUGUUUCUAGUUCAGUCUGAGCCAAAUGAAUAAGAUAUGAAGAUGGAUCAUCCUUCCACAGAGAGUGAGCAAAUCCUCUCAUGAGGAUAAAGAGACUUACUUUUGUAGACACCUAAUUGGAAAGCUGUGCCCUAGUUGUGAACCAAAGGGAAUGUCCGGUAUCCUCAUUCUAUUAUAAAUAUUAUUUCUUCUACAUAUCAUUUUAAGCAAUUCUGCUCAAUCUCAAUUUCCUUCCUGUUAUAGUUUUAAAAAAAGAUUUUUAAGAUGUUACUGCAAAAAUAUAACGGCAUAAAAAGGGUAAAUUGUAUGUUCAAGAAGAUGUUUUGUUUAGCACAGGCUGCAGGCACUGAUUUUUUUCAGCCAUGAAAUUUCACUAUACUGUACUUACAAUUCAAUCACCCAAUGAUUGUAUGCCUCUCCUUUGCAAAUAGUUAUUGCAUCAGUGUCAAUAUUCAAAAAGCUUUAUUGACUUGUUUUAUGCCUGCUUUAAUCAUUUGUUUUACUUUCUUAAAUGGCCCUGCAGCUUGGCUCUCUUUCUAAAUGUAUGGAGGAUGGCAAAGCCAUAGAAGAAUAACCUGUAGAGAUCUGCAUGUAAAGUCUUUAUCUUUCCUUACCAUCUUCUUUCUACAAUCUAGUGUCACAUGGCAGAGGUUGCCACUGUUAUAUACUAACACAUGCAUGAAAUUUUAUUGUGUGUGUGUAUAUAUAUCUAUCUAUCUAUAUCUCUUUUUUUUUUUUUUUAAAUUCUUUAUUUUUGCAGUGCAUUGUUUAGUAAACAAGCUCACAGUGACAUUUUUAAACAAAGAUAUACAUUGAUAUACAAUGAGGUUGAGAGCAAGAUUGUCGUAAAAUGUCAACAGUUCAGCACUUUUUGUUUUUUAAUAACAUGGGAAAACAAUGAUGAAAACUGUACAGUGCCUAUGAAUGAUGAUAGAACGAGGUUGGUUAUAGCGAGUGCAUGUCUUAGGCACUUAUAUUGAAUGCAACUAUUAAUAACAAGCUUAGUCAAAGAUAGGCUAAUAGACAACAAUACUGUGUAGUGUAACAUGCUAAACUAAAUAUGCGCCUAGCCAAACUAGUUGCGCUUAAGGUUAUAGGUGUAAAGCUGUGCAUUAGUGAGGCUAGGAGCUUUUAUGCUUAAUGAACCAGUUGCACGUAUUUAAGUGUAGGGAUAAACCAACAGUUUCACCGCCAGUUUGAUUCCAGCUUGGAGUACCACAUUAAAUAGGACCAGCUAGGGAAGUUAUACAGAUGCGGGUGCGGGAGACACACACAAGAUGUCAUUGCCCAAAAAAGAAAACUUUGCAAGGGGUGAAAACAACGGCAUAUCAUGCGUUGUCACGUUACUUUUAGCCAGGGUGUAGAGGGCAGUUCUUGCGAUAUCAGGCAUGGUGUAAAAGUCCAGCUAGUGCGAGAAAUGCCUAAAAAACGUUAGGUUAGACAGCUGCAGUAUGUGUGCGUAUGUACAACCCCGUUAGGUUGGAAAACAACGGCAUAUCAUAUGUUGUCACGUUACGUUUAGCCAGGGUGUAGAGGGCAGUUCUUGCGAUCUGAGGGAUGGUGAAAAAGUCCAGCUAGUGCGAGAAAUGCCUAAAAAACGUUAGGUUAGACAGCUGCAGUAUACGUGUGUGUGUGUACAACCCCUUUAGGUUGGUCUGAGUGGGUCAUGUGUGGAAGUCCCCGCAGUGGCAACUGUUGUCCGUGGUUAGUCCCGUAAUGGCAGUACAGCUUUAGGCAGCGAGCCUGAGUUCAGCCUAUCCCCAAGGCUGGGAAGUGUAAGUCCCGAGUGAUGAGGGCGAAGGUGGCUGUAGCACUUGGAUGGUUCUGUUGGGCGUCCUUCCAGCCCCAGGCCGGUUGAUAGGCCAGCACCUUCGUGCCCCGGACUUGGGGGCUCCUGAGGUCCCAGUCCUCCGCUCUGGGGGGUAGGCAGGAGGUUGUGGAGGCUGGUGGCCUCACGUGGCGGGUGGAUCUCCGCCUGUGCGGACGGUGCCGUGGGGUUCUGCCCCUGGUGGCCCUCGGCCUAGGUGAUCUCUUAGUGUGAGGAGGUACAUGUGUUUUGGAGACAUGAAUGAUCGAAGGGGGCUCACUCACCAUCCGGUUCUCAGCCCCCCUGUCGGCCUCCUGAUGUUGGAGCUUUACUGCUUCUUGUCGUGCCUCCAGCAUGGCCCAGAAGCGGGUGAAGAGUUCAUCCAGCCUCCUUUGGGUGAUCUGUGCCGAGUUUAGAGGCUCCGGCUCGUAGUGCUGGGAGUUUGCUCCUUGCAUGGUAAGCUGGGCCGCCAUUUUGUGUGAUUCUGCAGUUGAUGUAUCUUAGUCAGGUAGGGUGAUUAAAGUCGCUUGGCGCCAGGUUCAGGCUAGGAAGGACCGGGAUAUCCCCCGCCGGUCCAGAGGGGGGGGGGGAGCAGUGCUGUUUUGCAGGCUUGGGAGGACACUAGGUCGCACAGAGCGGGGGAUCGGCCGCCUCACCCGUCCGGCGAUACUGCUAGGCCACACUCCCGACACCUCGAUAGAAGCUCUGUGUACCCGCGGGAGGGAGACCCGGGGCACUUUGGCUGGCUCCUGAGGUAGGUAUGCCUUUGUUUAGGCGUUUGUGUGGGUCCUGGCUGGCUGGCGUGCAGUUAGUCAGGCUGUGCAGGUAGAUUGAGCUCGGAGCUCACACGAGGCACGUCCAGCCGCCAUGAAGUCCAGGCCCCGCCCCCAUCUAUCUAUAUCUCUUGUUUUUUCAUUCCCAAUUUUAUUGUUCCUCCUUUUAGGAGCAUGAAAUGGUGAGGUUUCCCUUCUCUGUGCCGGUGUUUUUAUUUAUUUUUAUUUCUAUUUAUUUAUUAUUUGAACAGGGGGGUACUUCUUGUCAGUGAGUGGCACCAAAUACUCACCGGAGACCAUCUGUCAAACCAGAGUUUUACCUCCCCCCAGCACCUCCUCCUUAUGUGAAAUCUUGCUUGUAGAUUAGUUUAGUCUCAACACUCCCCUUCUCAGGUUUUAAAGAGAACCAUAUACUUAUUCUUCAUGUCUUGACAAUAACUUGUGAAUGUCAUUGUGACGUCCAACAAAUGUUUAUUUUACUUCACUCAUUGUUUUGCAGUACAACCAAACAAGCAUGUUAUUGUUCUUUGGGGUAGGUUAUAAUGCUCAUUGCUCUGUGUAACACGAGUAUGAUCUGUUACAUUACUGGAUAAAAGUGUUGGGCCCUUCUGAUAUCAGUCAAACAAUAAGAAUUCAGGGUUUGUUGUGGACAGACAAAUAACUGUCUAAAGCCCAUCAGUAUAGAAAAUAAGUUUGUUGUGCUUUUGGUGCUGUUAUUUAGACUUUUUAACCAUUUUGAAGUAGUAUGACAAACUGCGCUGUACUGGCUCACUUAGCUUGCUCCAUUUUCAACCACCCUGCGUACAUGGUUAUAUGGUAAUUUCCAGGUUAAUCAUUGAAAGCUAUCAAACCUUGGACAGCAAUGAUAGGCUGUAUGUAAUUGCUGGAGGCAGGUUAGCCAAAAUUAAAAACACGGUUGAUCCUAUGUGUACAUAUAGCAUUGCCUUCUCUAUUUUGUUGGCAAAGUGAAUCUGCUAGAUGGUCCCUCCCUCCCCCCAUUUCAAAUACUUUCUAACCAGCUGCUUUUAAUCCAAAGUCUGGACCUUUUGACCUGUUGUUGUCCAUUAGUGAGCUUCUACAUCACAAAAUGUAAAUUAACUGAAAAAUUUUCCGUAGCAUUAAACACACAGACUAUUUGCUGAGCAUCAAAGGAGAUAAGGAGCAAACCCGAUUAAACGUCACUUUGCAUUGGGUCAGCAAAGUCUAAUCCUCAUUAAUAACGAAAAAAAAUGCACAAUGGUUUUCUUCUUAAUUAAGAUUUUGAGUUGAGUAUGUGGAUUGCUUCCAGGGGUGCAAACCUCUAACUCUCGCAUGGCAAGACUUUGGUGAAGUACCUUUGAUGUGAGCAUGAAUGAGGAAAAAAAAAAUUACCAACAAUUGCUGCCCAAUGGCAUUUUAUUGCUUUUACAUUUUAGGCCAAAUUAGCAGAACCAGAAAACUUUUCCAGCUAUAUUAUUUAAAAAUAUAUAUAUAUAUAUAUAUAUAUAUAUUUUUUUUUUUCUUUUUGUUUUAAACCCUAGACAUUUUUGAGAACUUGCAGCACUCUCCAUGACGACACAUAUAUGCUAUUGAAUGUGUAUUGUACUAAGGUUGCAAAUAAAGUUCGGCAAACCAAUGUGUGAUUGCUUUGAACAGCAUUGUAUUCUUCUACAUCAAUCAAUAGAAUGACCACCUCUAAAGAUUACAUGUGUUGGUCUAAUCAUCAUGUAUAGAAAGUUUCCUGUCCACAAGAAUCUGUAUAGUAAAGCUUCUUGUAAAUAAUCAAAACCAACAAUAAAAAACACUGCUAUAGAGACACGGAAACCCUUUAAUACAAACCCAUUGAAUUGGAAAUGGUUGUCUGUCUCCUGGGCACUUGGAUUGUGCUGCUUUUCAUCUAGUACCUAGCAAGAUUUUUAUUUAUGUAUUUAUUUUCCUAUAUGUGACCCUAGCCAUCCCACACUUUGUUGCUGUUGGCUCCACGUGACCUUGAAGGUUACUGUUUUUCUAAACUAAUUAGGGGAGAUUUAGCUUCUGUUGGACAUUAUCCCGGAAAGCGGCUUGUCUGUGCUCACUUCCUGUAAACCAAGGCUUAUCAAGACCUACUAGUUGGGCAAAUAACUGUUCAUCUUCAUGAGACUGGAAUACUUCUUUCCAGAAACUGACAGACAGGGAAUGGAGAUUAUCGCUCUCUUGGGGACAACACUUAAGUGUGUGUGUGUGUGUGUGUGUGUUUCGUUUUUUUUUUUUUGUUUUUUUACAUUUACUUUCAAAUAAGAAAGUGAACAAGUGUCUGCUGAGCAAGAAGUGGUCUCGGAGGAAAAUCCCCAAAGAGUUUUUAAAAAUCCUUAUUUUUACAGCUAGCAAAAUUAAAUUGAACAACUACAAACCACUCUGUACGAUCUUUUUAUUUUUCCUUUCUUUUCCAAGAUGUGUACACUUCUUCUUUGUAACUUCAGAAUUUAUUAUUUAAAAAAAAAAUUGUGGUCUUUUUAUGUUAAUUUAUGCAAAGGAAUAAUAUUUGAUCAUGUUUAAUGCUUUAUUCUAAAGAAAUAUCUAAACAUCUACCAGUAUAUUUGUUAGAAUUUAAAGGCCCAUCUGUGAAUUUUUGUAUUGCUGUGGAACUAUAAUCCACUAAAACACCGCAAGCUGUCAGAGCUCCUGGAAAAGAGAGCCGGGUAGAGAGGGAGAAGUAAAGGGACAUUUGGAUGGCCUGUAAUAGACUGUGUGACAUUCUGCCCUCUAUUGAGCUUACUGUAGCUGGUAAAUUGUGACGCCAAGAUUUAGAGGUUUUUAGUUGAAUGUUAUAGCAAUAUGGAAUCUGCUUUUCAGUACAGAAGCAUACGGGAGACAGAGAGCAAUUUCCUACUAUUGUCAGAAUAUUCUUGCAACCUGUUUUUUAAUUUCCUACUCCAUUUUCAUGCUAGCACUCUCUGCCAGCCCCAGAGAAACUGAUGUGUGUCUUUUGUGCUGUACCUUUUUUGUCCUGAUUUGACUUGCAAUCAAGCCUGGGCAGGAAAACGCACAGAACAUUAUAUACAUCAAAUUAAGGAAAAGCCCUUCAUGGCAGUGCAUUCUGCUGCUCUCCGCAUUCAGACGCAAGAUCGCAUUUCUGAAAACGUCUUUUGUGUUCGCCUAGCUGUUUGGGAAGGAUGUGUACUGAUAUAUUGUUUGUUUAUUUUUGGUACUCUUAAGAAAAUAUUUAGAUUUUGCUGACUUGAAGGAGUCAUUGAAACAAGGAGCACAAGCAAGUGAAGUUUCAUGUGACAGUGUCCAGGGGAUUUGAUGGGGUGGGAAGCAAAAGACAAAUUCCAAGCUUACGAAGAAAGCAUGUUUACAUUACUGGCCUGCAGAGGGUAUAUCUAUUACAGACUGUGCCUUGUUACAAUUCUGGAUGGGCACAAGGCUGGUCUGUAACAGCUCUGCACCUAGGCUCCAGUACACCGAGCUAUAAUUAGAUUUGGCCUCUCUCCUCUGCAUACAAACAAGAAUAUGGAGGAGCAUGCACAAGAAUGAAGGGUACACCGUGGAAGGAGGAUAGGGAGGGAAACUGAAAAGACUGUGUAUGUACACUUUAAAGGAACACUAUGUUAACAAUAUGAUUAUACACCAGCCUGCUUUUAAGUAGGUCCAUAAUAAUUGUGGGAAUUUUAUAUUGUUACAUGUAUUUGUCAUUAACAAAUCUAUUCAAAUAUUAAAUGGACUCUAUAACCAUUUCAUCUCGUGGAGUUGCUUAUAGUGCCUGGAGUCCCCCAUGGCACUGUCCCUCCGUUCAGUGAUUUUUCAAGCUUGCACUGAAUGAGGUUCCCCUGGAGGUAUGGCUAAGGCAGAGAUUCCACGCUUGCUUGUAGGCAUACUGAUUUAUACUUGCAAUGGCACAGUGAUAGGCUGAAAGAUUUAAAAUCACAGCCACCCAUUGCUGAUCAGGCUAAUGCUUUCUCAUUAUUCCAAGCAGCACACGGAGGUUUGGUUGCUGGGGGACUCCUGUUUAGCAUUAAAAACUGUUUUAUAGUAUUUGGAGCAAAAUACAUUAUAAUGAAGCAUUUAUCCCCCUGGCUGCUAUACCCCUAAAUUUAAUCCUUAGUUAAUUUAAACUGGUAAGAAUUAUAGAACUAAUCUCUGCUAAUUCCCUUGACUGCUUCUCUGCAGCCAACCCUGCACUAAUACACAGUUGCAGUAAUGUACCAGUUUUUAAAGCUGCUGUCAUAUCAGUAAAAGUUAUUUUGCUGACUUUUACCUCAUUCAAGGACUGAACACCCUAGACAACUUUAGUCUGAUCUCAGCUGUCAAUAAACUGUACAAAUAUGACACUGCUGAUGUUUAAAUGGCAUUGGCAAAAUUCUCAGGCAACUUUAUCCUUGCCAAACUUGCCUUGCUGCAUUGACCUGGCUAGUAGCAAAGUACUUAAAACACAAAGAUAGAUGUGUGCGUGUAAUAUAUAAUUUUUUGUGUAUAUAAUUUUUUUAUUUUUUUUUUCACUUUAGCUGUUUUGGGUUAUUGACACAGUGUUUGCCUUCAUUGCUAGCAGGAAGUAGAUAACUUGAUAUAUGAAAUAAGUGUUAGAUGUGAUCUAUGCUUUGUACAUAUCUUUUAUUAUAUGACCACACUAUGUUAUAGUCAAGACUGUAUGAGAGUAAGCAUUGUAUAAUGCCUAUCUUUGUGAAAUCAACAUAUCUACUAAAAGGAAAAAAAACCUAUUGGUACAUGUUGAUCUGUUCCUUAAAACGCUGCUGGUUUCAGUAUUUGUGAUGACUUCUUUGCAAGUUUUAGAAAAGGCAGUUGCCACUUCAUUCGUUGUGAUGGAAACUUCCGUGGAACACGCACACACUCACAUGUACACGUUUUGAUAAAGGAAACUAAUAGCUAUGAUGCAUUUUAACCGAAAGUAAACCUAUUUUGUCAGUUGUAAAUCGCUUUCAGAAUCUACAUAUGAAAUAAACAUGGUUGUUCACCUCUGAACUAGUCAUGUACUGGCACAAGACAAAAACAAAAUUUAUAUAAUUUAAAUACAGGUCAAGCAAUGCCAUCCAUGACAUUUUUAUUUUAAGUCCGGCACAACGUCAUGGGGUUUAUCCAUGAAGAAAUUUUAUUUAAAGGGACACUAUAUAAUCAGCAGAGAAACUAUAGGCUUUUAAAUGUAAACGCUGCCCUUUUAUAGAAAAGGCGGUGUUUACAUUACUGCCUAGUAAAACUCCUUUCGUGGCAGUCCCCCAGACAGCCACUACAGGUGCUUCCUGAGUCAGUGUUGCACACUUUGCAUGGAGAAGCUGAACAUGCCCCAUACAGAUGCAUCUCUGUGAGGUGAUGCUGAUUGGUGCAGUGUGGGGUUUUGACACACAUGCCCAAUAGCCUCCCAUAUGAAAGCCUUGCUUUCAUAUGAGAAAAUAUUGGCUUGGUUGAGAGUCAAAUUUGAUGAUAUUCACCAAGGAGGCUGGCAUGGCACUGGAAUAAAGGUAGGGCAGCUUAUAUUUUAAAGGCAGACAAGGAGGGCUGAUGCCUGAAAGUUUUAUUACAGCUAUAGUGUGAGGGAUACACAUUUGUAUUCCUGACACUAUAUAGUGUUCCUUUAAAAUGUAUGGAAGGGGUGGGGUGGUCAACUUGUUUCAUCUGAGCAUUUUUAUACUACUGUUUGGCCUUCCAGCAAUGUUUUGCUCUCCUCCUUCCUUUUUUUAUUUUUUUAUUUUUAUUUUUUUACUUUUUCAUCUAAAUGAGCACUCCUGUUUAACUUGUGAAAUAUACUACAUGAAAUUCCAAUUGUUUGUUACUCUUAACAGUGUUAUUUAAGUAAGAUCGUUGUUCUGUACAUUGGUGAAAGCAUCAUAGGUGGUCUCCAACGGCUGGCAGGCUUCUAGCCACUGCUUCUCAAGACUGUCUAGUGGUUAUGGUGUUUGGAGGUUUCCUUUAAAGCCAUGCCAGCAUAGAGCGCUUUUAAAAAGGCAGAAUGACAAGUAGUCUCUGCCCCAGUUGAAAGCUAAGAAACCUGAAACAAAAUGGCUUGAUCAACCAGGAAAAGCACUUGAAAUUUUUGAAUUCUCAUGUGUAAUAAGAACUAUAUUAAAGCGACACUAUAGCCACCAGAAGAACUACAGUUUAUUGAAUUUGUUCUGGUGAGUAGAAUCAUUACCUUCAGGCAUUAAACACGGUCUUUUCAGAGAAAAUGCAGUGUUUACCCUACAGCCUAGUGAUAACUAAACUGGCCACUCCUUAGAUUGCUGUUAGAGAUCCUUCCUGGGUCAUGGCUGCCUAAAAUGCAUCCAAACUUUCAGUGUCUCUUCCCUCUGCAGACACUGAACUUUCCUCAUAGACAUUCAUUGAUUCAAUUCAUCUCUACGAGGAGUUGCUGAUUAGCCAGGGCUAUGUUUUGAAUCAUGCUGGCUCUGCCCCUGAUCUGCCUCUUUUUCAGUCUCCGCCAAUCUUAUGGGGAAGCAUUGUGAUUGGAUCAGGCUACUUCUGAUAAUGGCAGUGGGCAGGUCUAAAGGAAAUGGGCACAAAAUAAGCAACUGCAGACUUAAAUACAAUUAAGAUUUUACUAUAUUUAGGGAGGCAUGAAGGGACCAUGGUGGUUUUAACCCUAUAGGGUCAGGAAUACAUGUGUUCCUGACCCUAUAGUGCUCCUUUAAAGGAUCACUAUAGGGUCAGGAACACAAACCUGUAUUCAUGACCCUAUAGUGUUAACACCACCAUCUAGCCCCCCUGGGCCCCUCAUACCUCCAUAAAUAUAGCAAAAUAUUACUGUAUUCAAGCCUGAAGCUGUAACUCUGCAUGCUGUUAGACUCAGAAAAACAAGCUGACUGCUGACAUCAUAAAAAGGGGUGGCCUGAUCCAAUCACAGUGCUUCCCCAUAGCAUUGGCUGAGACUGACAAAGAGGCAGAUCAGGGGCAGAGCCAGCACAAUUCAAACAAAGCCCUGGCCAAUCAGCAUCUCCUCAGAGAUUAAUUGAAUCAAUGAAUCUCUAUGAGGAAAGGUCAGUGUCUACAUGCAGAGGGAGCAGAUACUGAAUGUUUGGAUGCAUUUUAGGCAGCCAUGACCCAGGAAGAAUUUCUAACAGCCAUCUAACGAGUGGCCAGUGAAGUUAUCACUAGGAUGUAAUAUAAACACUGCAUUUUCUCUGAAAAGACCGUGUUUACAGCAAAAAGCCUGAAGGUAAUGAUUCUACUCACCAGAAAAACUCAAUAAGCUGUAGUUGUUCUGGUGACUAUAGUGUCCCUUUAAAGUUUGCUGAUCAGAGCUAACCCCAAACACAGACAUAUGGAGUGAUUCUGAGUAUUAGUGCUGCAACAAGUAUUCAACAUAUUCAAGGCUGUUAAUAAAAUAGCAAUGCUGAUUAGUUAAAUUAUAAUCUGUAACUAUAAAAAGGUAACCAUAGUGUACACCCAAUGUAUAGAAUCUUCACACUGUUAUAAUGCUAUGUGCCCAACAAAUGGUAUCUUCACACUGUUAUAUUAACACUAACACUGUUCCUAGCCUAUCACAACAUAUAUAUAAAAAUGUGCAACUCCUUUUUAAUGCCACUGUGAAAAAACAAGGAUUUAUUCACGUGUGCUGUUGUGGCACUUGACAAAUGUUUGUAACUACCCAAACACAGGAAAAAUAAAGAAUUUAAAAAAGGUAACCAUAGUGUUUAAACUCAUUUUUUUUUUUUUUUUGGUUUGUUUGUUUGUGUUUUUUUACUCAAAUGUACAGAGGUGAAGCUACCAAGAUUUACAAGUAGUAUGUGGACUCUGAAACAUAACCUAAGGUGUGUGCCCACCCCUCCCAGCAGGAUGCCGGUUAUACAAAACCCUAAGGACCUGAGCUGCUUUAGCCCAAGGGCCACAACUUGUCACAGUGACACAAUGAUUGAAUGCUUGUUUCCUCGGUAAUUUUUUAUUUAUUUUUUGUUCCUCUUGCUUUACAGUGGAAACUGCCUAGAUAAGUAACCCUUUAUCUAUAGUUCUUGUGUUUAUUACAGAAUGACUUGACCUUUUUACCCUUUUGAGGUCUCCUUAACCUAAGCAGCUGGUCCACAUAUUUUAGUGGACUUUAAUAGCAAGCUUCAUGCCAGCGGGACUUCAGUUUAAGCCAGGAAGAUGUUUCAUCUGGAUGUAUGCAGAUAGAACUGUCUUCAAUUUUAUGUUCCCUUUCUUGUGCCAUGACUAAUCUUCUGAAGGGGACACAGCCUGUGUGGAGAAGCCGACUGACCUCCUGAGCCAGUGUCAAAUUUGGCUUAUUUCUCAUAAUAGCAAGCCCUGUUAGAAAAGACACAUUAUUUAUAAAGGGUCAUUUGGAAAUCUUGUUUUCAAGAUUUAAAUGCAUCAAUCUCUUCAUUAUUUUCAUUUAGAUUUAUACUCCUGCAUCCCCCUUUUUAUUCUUAGUCUUGUCAACACGCCAAGGGUGUUUUAUCCCUGGGUGUUAUUUUUAGCUAAUUGGCGAUACCUGCUAUUAAUAUCUCUGCGGUCCAGGAGCUGAAUCGUUUCUCUCUCCCAUUAAAUGCCCCUUGGACCAUAGGGAUUCUUGUGGCAGUUGGUAAUGUGAGGUGGGAAAGAAUUCUAAAAAUCAAAUAAGGUCAAGAUCAAAUGGGAGGUUAGGAUUUGCUACAAAACAGCUAUACAUACUUACUGAGAUAUUAUACACUUUCAUAUGCUUAGUAUCUUCUUGACAAACUAUCUUUAACGUGUUGCUUAAAAAAACAUGACCAAGGAUUCCAUUGUAUUACAAAGUUGUAAAGAGUAUAAUAUAACGUUAACCAUAGUGACAUUUGUGGCAAGUUUCCUCUUUGUCAAGAUGCUGUAUAAUACAAUAAAUUUAGACUUAUUUAUUAUAUUAUUGCAAAUCAGUUGAGUAAACCAUUUCUGGAAUUCAGUAAAGAGUUUAGUCUUUUUUUUUUGUGUGUGUGUGUGUGUGUGUGUGUGUGUGUGUGUGUAUGUAUGUAUGUAUGUAUAUAUAUAUAUAUAUAUAUAUAUAUAUAAUAUAUAUUUAUUUUUUUUGUAUUAUGGCUUGACUGGUGUGCAGAUUAUUUUGUUUAACAUUGUAUUAAAUAUAUAAUUAUGCACACACUCUGUGUAAAAGGAAACAAAACAAUAUUUGUAAGCACAAUCACAAUAUAGCAUCUAGCUCAGUUGAUCAGUGUGAAUUAGUUUAAAUGACUGUAUCUCCAUCUUUUGUCAAGUCCUACAGAGUCUUAUCCGACUUAAUCUCCACUGGAAGAGUGUUAAAUUUUAUACAGAGUGACCAGUAUAUUAGAAUGGUUCAUAGGCGAAUGCUUAAUUAGAACCCUGCUCACACUCCACAACAUACCUAUAUUAAUAGUGUGCUGCUGAAAUGACCACCAGUAACAUAUAAUGAAUACUACAUACAUCUAUUCCCAACCUGCUUUCUGUUUCCUUUUGUUUACUAUGCAUUCAACACCUGAUAUUUAAAUAUAAAAAAAGUAUAUAACUAAAUAUAAAUGAACAAACCACAAGGUUAAACGGCGAUGACUGGAAGCAUGAUGCUGGAAUGUCUACGUUUGAUUUACCAUUAGCUGACUCAAGUCUCACACACAAGUGAAGUACAAGAUGAGCUAUGAGGAAAAAAAAUGAAUAAUUCCUCUGUCCCAAAGGCAACCAUUUUCCUACCCCCCCCCCCCUUUUUUUUUUUUUUUUUUUACACUCCUUCAGUAUUUGAAGCCAAAGUAAUUGUACGAUUAACUAUGAACUUUUACCCCUGCAAGUUGUCACGUCUACCUUGAUGAAGCCUAUAAUCGACGCGUUAUCUUGUUGAUUUUCAAUCCUGGACUAUGAUAUGCAUUUCAGCCAAUCUGAAUACACACGUCACUUUAUUGCUCCAUUGAUUCUAUAUCUGCAACCUCUUUAAAAUUCAGUGCUUAUUGAAGCAUUUGCAUGUAUAUUGAAUUUGUGUUUUUAAUAAUAACGUUCUUUUAUAUUAUGACGUUACUGACCUAAUUAAUUUGUUAGAAUGCAGAAAUGUGUGCACCCAUAGGGUCCUGUAUUAAAUAUUAAAACGAAAGUGAGAACCCUACGUGAAACAUUUAUUGUGUUUCUUAAUUUUAAACCAUGCCUUGGAGUUAAAGCCUUUCUCUGAUGUUAAAAUUCUAUUUGGCAAAUUGAGCUCAGUCUGAGCCAUCUGCCUUAAUUCUAGGCUUCUAUGUAGACUGUGAGUAAAACUAAUGUUACUCUAUAAUUUCCCUAGGUGCCAAAUCUGUUUUAAAUGCCAGUCUUGAAUCCUGUGUGGCACGUCUGUUCUAAGGUUAUCUACUUGAGCCAAGUAUCCCUUGGUUUGUGUAUUGUUACUGAGGCCCAAGAGAAGCGGUUGUGGAACUUUUACUCUACUAACCUUGGUCUGACAUGGUAAAGUAUUUUAAAUGUGGUCACCGACCUGACUCUUUCCUCUUUCAUGUCUGACUGAAAAAUCAGUCUGUGCCACUGAUGAUAAAUUAAACCUGAUUACACUUUUCAAAAUUGGUUAGCAGGUACAAAAAUCCCUUCCAAAUGCUAAGCAAGAUACAAAAUUACACAAACCUAAUUUGGAGAGUGGAAGUCAAAGAAC